AUGACCUCCGUCACCCGCUCCUCUCGACGAGCUGAGGGACCUCGCUUCCCAGCAGGCCCGCCACCGAUGACGCGCUCCCGCCCUGCCGGUGCUGGUGCUGGUGCUGGUGCUGGUGCUGCUGCAGGAGGCGGAGGAGGCGGUGGCCGUCCCAAGCGAGCGCUCGAGUCUGACAAGAAUAACACUCCCAUCGAAUACGACUACGAUUACAACUAUGAUAGCGUUCCAUCCAAGAAGGCUCGCAUCGCUGUUCAGAUAAUCGGUCAAUCUGGCGUCAAGGCAGACAAGUUUGCUCCUCCUACUCCUGCUGCCACCACUAAAGCCAGGGCACCUCCGUCGCCACAGUCGCCUCCGUCACAGCCACCCCAGCAUCCAGGCCGCCAGGCCACCAGCGCUGCACCGUCCCCUCGACCUGCUGGCGCCCUCACCCCGGCCGCUGCAGCCGCUGCAGCCCCUGUAGCAGCAGCGGCCCCAGCACAGCGAUCGCAAGCGACGACGACGUCGCCGCAUCCCCAAGGAGGUGGCCAAAAUGGCCCUUCAAGGAGCAAGUCUAAAAUCACCAAUGGCAUAAGACAUGAGUUGGAUCGCCUGCAGCCGGAUGAAUCGGCCAAGAAGGAACCCGGCCGCAAGUUGCGAUCCCAGGAAGCGACGCGCUUCAAGAGCGAGCUGGCCUCUUACUUUCCUGAGUAUGAUGAGGUUAUUGGCAAUGAUCCCAAGGAAGAACAUAUGCUAAACGCCGAUACACCGAUUCUGGUACUCGACUCGAAUGAUAGGCAUCGCGAUGCUGCUGCACCGGGAGCACACAUAUCCCCACACAGCACAUCGGUUGGCAGCACUAUACGAGGCUUCGGUGACGCGCUCUACACGGAUGUCGUAGAUGCCCAGCGCAUCGACUUCAGCUUCCUGGACGCGCAGCAUAAGAACAAGUCUCUGGACGACCCGUUGCCAGAUAGCUUGUUCCAGCCGACCCAUAAGCGUGCCGAGCGUCUGGAGCGAUCCAUCAGAAACGCGGAAAAGGGCCGAGCACAGCAUGAAAAGGACCAGAUCAUCCGUCUGCUCGAGAGCCUACAGGGCCCCGACUGGCUGCGGGUGAUGGGGGUCAACGGCGUCACCGAGACGAAGAAGAAGGCGUUUGAGCCGGCCAGGAAACACUUCAUCCGGGGCUGCGAGGCCAUCAUUGCCAAAUUUCGCAACUGGAGAGAGGCGGGAGAGGCAGAAGAGAAAGAGGCAGAAGACGACGAUGCCGACAAGAGAGAAGAUGGGGACGACAGCAUGGGCUUCGACGAGAGCUCAUCGGCCGGGGACACGAGCGAACCGCCUUCGCCUGCCAAGCAGUUGCGCGAAGAGGCUCGGGCUCGAUCGAAGCUGGCGGUCGCUAAGCAGAUGCCAUCACCGCAGAGAUCGCGAGCACAGCCUCCGCAACCACGGCAGCCGCCGUCACCCCCGAGGGAGUUCAAGUCCUUCUUCGCCAAGAGGGGAGAGCGGGAUAGUUCCCUGAACCGCACGCGGCGAUCGGGGAGGAACGAUGUAUGA
Molecule: messenger RNA, 1530 nt
Organism: Geosmithia morbida
Lineage: Eukaryota; Fungi; Ascomycota; Sordariomycetes; Hypocreales; Bionectriaceae
Exons: 4
Coding region: 1-1530 (509 amino acids)
Cellular component (GO): SAS acetyltransferase complex
Molecular function (GO): histone acetyltransferase activity
Source: RefSeq, a predicted model, not a curated record